Molecule: messenger RNA, 1800 nt
Organism: Peronospora matthiolae
Lineage: Eukaryota; Oomycota; Peronosporomycetes; Peronosporales; Peronosporaceae
Source: the annotation of a GenBank genome assembly
AUGAUCUCUAUCGAUAGAUUCGAUGGAGACAACUACGCGACGUGGAGCCGCUACAUGCGUGGCGUGUUCCUGACCAAGUCGACGUGGCACGUGGUCAACCGGGAGACCACCCCCACCUUCGCCGAUCCUCGCGCCAGUGAUGAGUACGUCAAGACGAACAACAUUGCGUUCGGCUUGAUGUUACUUCACAUGAGCGCGGACUAUCAUCACGUGGUUGAUGACUGCGACGAGGCAUGGGUUGCGUGGACACGGUUGAAGACUCUCUACGGCGGAUCGCAGAAGGCGGGACGGAUCUUCUUGAAGCGGCAGCUGUUCAGCAUGGAGAUGGCGGAAGGCGGCAAUGUGAUGCAUCAUUGCAAUGAAGUUCUCAACAUCAGCGCCAAGCUCAGCAGCAUCGGCGCCAAGAUGGAGGAUGAGGACGUGGCGAUCUGCUUGUUGUGCAGCCUCCCCAAGAGCUACGAGAACGUCAUGCUGAACUUGGAGAUGAGCAGCGCGGAACUGCGGACGCAAGACGUCGUGAAAGUGCUGACGAAUGAGCACAUCAAGAGACAAGGGAAAAAGACGACAUCGGUGAAAACUGAAGAAGCGACCAAGGCCUUCAGUACCGAGCGUGAGGUUCGUCAGUGUACGUUCUGCGUAAAAUUGGGGCACACGGUGGAAAAGUGCUGGACCAAGCAGAAGGAAGACAAUCGGGGAGCUCGACGCGACGGCAAUGCACGUGGACGCGGAGCGAAUCAAGUUCAGUGGCAAGGCUACAACGGCAACAGCAACUGUGACUAUGAUCGAGUGGCGUUUGCUGUUUCGCUGGAAUGCGGACUUUCAACGACCAAGAGCAUGUCUGGAAUGUGGGCGAUUGACAGCGGUGCAACACAUCACAUCUGCUAUGACAAGUCCAAGUUCGAAGUUCUGGACGAGCGCAAUGAAGGCGAAGUGUUGGUUGCAGAUGGGAACAAGGCUGCGAUCAACGGUGUCGGGACAAUCAUCGAAAAGGUGACCCUGUCCAACGGUGAAGAGCGCGAAGUCGAGAUCAAGAACGCGCUUUACGUCCCAAGCAUGAACAAAAACUUGCUUUCGAUACCACAAAUCAACAAAAGCGGCAAGUUUCAAGUGGUGUUUGAUGGUGACGAGAUGAAGAUUUCGCACAAAGGCUCCAAGCAAGUAAUAGCGAUGGCCGAUCUUGUGGAUGGCCUCUACUGGCUUCGUACAUCCCAACGAUCGGUGAAUGCGGCUUCAGGACCAAGAGUCGAAAACCUUCAUGCGCGUAUGGGCCACGCACCGAUUGAUGUCUUGUGCAGAAUAGUCUCCAAGGGCAUGAUCAAGGAUGCCAAGAAGCCAGCAAAAUUGAGCGGAUCAAGCGUGUGUCAAGGUUGUCUAGAAGGAAAAAUGGUUCAACGACCGUUCCCGAGCAAUCCAAACAAGCGCCACUACGAUCCGUUUGAGCUUCUACACAUCGACACUUGUGGUCCAAUGGAAGUCGACUCGCUAGGUGGAAGCAAGUACUUGCUACUGAUCGUCGAUGAAGGCAGCGUAUGUAUGAAGGGUUUCAGUCUGCGCGCCAAGUCCGACAGCGAAGAGUGCAUCAAGAAGUACAUCAUGGCAGUACAGACGCAGUUUGACUACAAGGUCAAGUUCGUUCGACACGAUGGUGCACGAGAAUUUGCGGCGAAUUCGCUCAAGGCAUUUUACGAUGAUCAAGGAAUCGAGCAGCAAGUUACCGUUCCGUAUGCGCACCAGACCAACGGCACGGCGGAACGGGCAAUUCGGACUAUUGUGACGAUCGGGCGCAGCAUGCUUUGUUGA